AUGUCAUUAACGCAAAGUUAUUUUCCAAAUUAUUUUUCAAUAAAUGAAAUUCUGGCGACCGAAGAACGGAUUCAGUGUAAAAUUGAAGUCAACUUGCCUCGCUUAGGUUUUCUGGAUAUAACCUCUGAUUUAUCAGACUUGAAGCCGGGAACGAAAUUGGAGUUUCCUUUUUGGCUAGCAUCCUCAUUACAAUCUCGAAGAACACCUAUU
Molecule: messenger RNA, 210 nt
Organism: Cotesia congregata
Lineage: Eukaryota; Metazoa; Arthropoda; Insecta; Hymenoptera; Braconidae
Source: the annotation of a GenBank genome assembly